UCAUCCUAAUAUCAUUGAUAAUAAAGGUAUGACAUGUCUUCAUCACUCUUGUCAUCAUGGUCAUAUUGAUAUCACUCAAUAUCUCAUUGAGAUACAGCAUUGCGAUAUUAAUAAAACAGAUAAUGAAGGACGCACGUUAGUACAUCAUGCUGCAUGGAGUGGUAACUUUGAUUUAGUUCAGUAUCUUAUUACUGAACAAGGUUACACUCACUUUAUCAAGCAUAUCACCAGUCAGUAUCCUCAAUACAUUAGUUUACUACACUUAACUGACAAUGAUGGUGGGAUACCAUUGCAUUUAGCCUGUGACAGUGGUAAUAUUCAAUUAGUCACAUUUCUAAUAAAUGAAAUGAAAUGUGAUGUCAAUGCUAAGAAUACACGUGAUAGUACAUGUGUCACAUUUGCCUGUUUUUCAGGUAAUCUUGAUCUAGUACAAUUACUGAUAGAACACUAUAAGCUUGAGCCUUUAGCUGCUGAUAAAUAUGGUUUCACAGCAAUACAUGGAGCAGUAGAGACUGGUCAUACUCAUAUACUGGAAUGGUACAGUCAGGAGUAUAGUGUGGAUAUUAAUAAUCACACUAUCAAUAACAAGUACACACUAGCUCAUUCAGCUGCUAAUGAAGCAGCUAAGACUUCUAAUGGAUCAACAGUUCUUCACAUUACCUGUCAGUACAGUGACUCUCUUCCUAUACUCAAAUAUCUGAUAGAGAAUCAUCAGUUAGAUCUGUGUGCUGUGAAUGAUGAGGGAAUGGCUCCUAUUCAUUUAGCAUGUAGUAAUGGAAGAUUGAACUUGAUCCAGUAUAUUAUAGAACUCAUACCAUCAUCACUUGAACUACUUCACACUAAAGAUGGUCAUACUCCAUUCCUUAUUGCAGUGUACUUCAAUCAGUUAGAAGUUAUUAAAUAUCUCAUUAGUAAGAAGUGUAAUCUAUCAGCUACUGAUGAUGAAGGGUCUGGAGCAGUUCACAUAUCAGUAGAGAGGGGUCACUUGAAUGUAUUGAAGUAUCUCAUUGAUAAUAAUUAUUGUAAUCCUAAUGCAACCAAUCAUCAAGACCGUACACCACUACAUGUUGUUGUAGCAGCUGAACAGUCUCAAAUAUUAGAAUAUUUAUUAGAAAUUAAACCAAGCUUACUUAAUAAUGUACAAGAUAAAGAUUACACUUUACAGAUUACACUUUAA
Molecule: messenger RNA, 1177 nt
Organism: Amphimedon queenslandica
Lineage: Eukaryota; Metazoa; Porifera; Demospongiae; Haplosclerida; Niphatidae
Product: putative ankyrin repeat protein RF_0381
Exons: 3
Molecular function (GO): protein binding
Source: RefSeq, a predicted model, not a curated record